AUGAGAAUUGAGGUAGAUAUCGAGCUCAUCGUGCGGAACGAUGAGCUCGAUGGUGUAGCGAACGUGGGAAACAGCGGACAAGGCCCCUAUUCCCCCUGCUCCCUUGCAACGGCCAUCAUGUCUAAAGCCUUCGAUGAUAGCGCACAUGCACCUCCAUCGUAUGACACAAUUUCUAGUACGUCCGUAUCAGCAGACUCCGUCUGGUGCAAACGAUCGUUAUUUUCAUUCCUACAAUCCAAGCGAAAAUGUCGUGCCAUAGCUCUCUCUCGCAUCCGUGAAAUUGUCUCCUCUCCAUCAGGAAAACCCUCCUGGGCUAAAUUUGCAUAA
Molecule: messenger RNA, 327 nt
Organism: Suillus clintonianus
Lineage: Eukaryota; Fungi; Basidiomycota; Agaricomycetes; Boletales; Suillaceae
Exons: 2
Coding region: 1-327 (108 amino acids)
Source: RefSeq, a predicted model, not a curated record